AUGGAAGAAGCUAAAGUUAUGGAUGAUAAUAUAGAAGGAAGAGAAGACGAUGUUAAUCAUGGGGCACCGGUUGUUGGUAUGACAUUCGGAGAUAGAGAAGAACUGUUCAACUUUUACAAGGAUUACAAUAAACGAUUGGGAUUUGGGGUAAAGAAAAGAUCAAACAGAAAAGAUGAUAAUGGGGUUCUAAGAAGGACUACAUUUACAUGUACUAAGGGCAACUUCUAUGAAGCAAAAAAUCAUCCAUAUCUUUGUGAUAGUCCACAUCUUAUGGACCAAAAACAAAGUUUGACUAAAAAGAGUGAAGUAGAGGUUGUAGAUGAUAUAAAUGAAGAUGCUAUUGAGGCACUAUUUAAUCAGCUGGAAGAAGACCUUAAAAGUGAUGCAUCCUUUGCAGAUGGUGAUGAUGAUUUAACUGAGGAAGACCUAGCUAGGCUUGAAAAGGAGUUGAAGGAGGCUUUUGGCGAAGAUGCUGAUUUAUUUGAAAUGUUGCAAUUAAGUGAAGAGAACAUUCAAAACAGCGAUGAUGCUGAAGAUGGGGAAGAAGAUGAAGAAGACGAAGAAGAGGAAGAAAUUGAUGAUGAUGACGAGGAAGAAGAAGAAAGUCCAGUGCAGCUUAAAAAUUGGCAGCUGCGACGGUUGGCUACAGCUUUGAAGAUUGGUCGGCGCAAAAUCAGUAUACAGACCCUUGCUGCUGAGCUCUGUCUUGAUAGGGACGUGGUCCUUGAAUUGCUUCGUGAACCUCCGCCAAAUCUCUUUAUGUUGUCUGCUGCUUUACCUGACAUAGUUGGGCCCAAACCUAUAGAGAUUGAAGGUAAACCUAUAGAGGUCUCUACAGAAACGAUUGUGGAUGUCCCGGAACCUUCUGUGGAAGCAAGUGAUGGUGUCUUAGAACCUGACCCUAAGGUAAAAGUUCCAGUACAUGCCAUGGAAAGUAGAUGGUCUGCUCAGAAGAGACUGAAGAAAGUGCAAACUGAAACCCUUGAAAGAGUUUAUCUUCGUAGUAAGCGGCCAACUAAUGCUUUGAUCAGCAGUAUAGUGCAUGUAACAAACCUGCCGAAAAAACGAGUUGUUAAAUGGUUUGAAGACAAACGUGCUGAAGAUGGGAUCGCUGAGGACCGCCUGCCGUAUCAACGGUCAAAGUCUGAGACUGUCUCUACCAGUUAAUUUUGUAAAUAAGAAAGCGGCUUGUUCUUUUGUAAUAUCA
Molecule: messenger RNA, 1207 nt
Organism: Papaver somniferum (opium poppy)
Lineage: Eukaryota; Viridiplantae; Streptophyta; Magnoliopsida; Ranunculales; Papaveraceae
Product: protein OVEREXPRESSOR OF CATIONIC PEROXIDASE 3-like
Exons: 5
Coding region: 1-1167 (388 amino acids)
Biological process (GO): regulation of transcription by RNA polymerase II
Cellular component (GO): nucleus
Molecular function (GO): DNA binding; DNA-binding transcription factor activity, RNA polymerase II-specific
Source: RefSeq, a predicted model, not a curated record